Molecule: messenger RNA, 782 nt
Organism: Aplysia californica (California sea hare)
Lineage: Eukaryota; Metazoa; Mollusca; Gastropoda; Aplysiida; Aplysiidae
Product: collagen alpha-6(VI) chain
Source: RefSeq, a predicted model, not a curated record
CUCCCAGAGGCCAGAGAAGGCGUCAGAAAGGUCAUCAUUGUGCUCACAGACGGCAACUCUCAGCAACCGGAUGUGACGAAAGCGGAAGCCCACAAAGCUCUGGAGGCUGGGCUUGAAGUUUUCGCCAUUGGUGUGGGCCAUGCCGUCAGCGAAGAAGAACUUCACAACAUUGCCAGUGACAGCAACGCUUACGACGACGAGAAGGACACCCUAGACGCCAUUCUCAACCUCAAGUGGGAACACGGCACACGUACCGAGACUGGGCUGGGCAUUGACUACAUGGUUGACCAUUUCCUGCCCCAUACCCGGGAGCACGCCGCUCACAUUGGUAUCGUCAUCACCGACGGGGAGUCACAAGAACCUGACAAAACUGCCACGGCUGCCCAGAGAGCACGUGAUGCUGGAGCCAUCAUGUUUGCAGUUGGUGUAGGCAAACUGAACAGCCACGCCCACGGCACUCUGGAUGAGGCAGAGCUCAACUCUAUCGCCGGAGACCCCAGCCAUGUACUGCUGGCAGAGGACUACUCCAAACUGGACUCCAUCAGGGAAGAACUUCUGCACAUCACAUGUUCGGGCAUCACCACCCGCCUUGAAGCGAAAGGCAAUGCCAAAUAAAUAAGCCAAGGUAAACGUUCAAAAGAUCCAAGGACAAAGAAACAGAAGGGGUCGUGAGAGCUGUGACAUGUAAAUGUUGUCGUCUGCUUUGCUCUACUGCGUUUAGAGAAAUUGCUACCAUGUAUUGACUCAGUGGGAUCUGGAAUAAAAAGCAAAGUUGAAUACCC